GGUUUCUAACACACAUUGUUAAAUAUCCUUUUUCAACAUCGAGAUCAAUAACAGCCCUUGACCGAAGGCGAUCUAUCAGUACCGCGAGAAGAAAAGACAAGGAUUGACGAGCUCGUCUAUAGCAUGUGGUUUCCCAAGAAAGACGGAAGCGGAGAAGAAAGCAGCAGCGGCCGGUGUUUCAGUAGCACUAGCACUGCUACGCCGCCUUUCGAGCUGGAGCGCACGAAUAAGGUGCUGGUGCAGCUGCGCCAGCAUCGGAAUUUCGCACUCGAUAAACAAAACGGCGCAAGGUCGACUAGCCAAAGUUGUAGGAGAACAAGGAGGUGGCCCGAGCUGCCCAACAACGAUACUACGGGAACAUUAACACCAUCAAAAAAGGACGAGAUCGAGCACACUAUUAAGGCUCGCUGGUACGACAAUCCUGGCAGCAUUUGCGGUGCCGGAGGACCAAACCCAAGCGUGCGAAGCAGGAGCUGCUUAUUCGGUCACGUCGAAGAUCCUGCUGAGGAAACAAAAAAGACGAGGUCGAUAACGAUGUUGCGGGAAUCGCAAUCGGAUGCGCAACAUAUCUCGUUCAUCCGUUCAUCUUGCGGUGGACAAUGCGCUGAUGAUCCUUGUUUCGACUAUGCCGCCAGCUGUGCGACCGACGAAGCCUCUAUUACAGCAACGGGAUCCCGCUCUUCCUGCUCGUCCUCGAGGUCCACUCGCGAUAAAAGAACUUGUGGAGAUGAAGCGCCAGCAGGAAAGAGGGCAGCUGCUGUACGACCACCAACUGAAAAGAGGAAAGAACAUGACAGAACCGCUGGUGGAACAAGUUCACUCUCUGUGAUGAAUUCAAAUAUUGUGUCAGAAUCAACUUCGAGACGCCUGAACACGGGUAGGUCCGCCACCUCGAGAAAACGAAAACGAAAAACCAAAACAAUAGAGCCGGACGACUUUAGUAAUACUUAUAGCUGCGAAGAAGAGCACUGUGACUUUUCUAAAGGCUCUCCUGGUGCCGUUAGGCAUUUUCGAAAAGAGAUGGAGCCACCGCUUAUGCAAAGUGGACACGCUGCUCCGUUGGCCGACCUCGUCAGUGGCAGGCCCCAUAGUACCAGUGCGGCAAGAAUUGCGUAUCAGCCGUCGAAAAGGAAAACAGCAAAAGUAGCAAUUUACAGUUUCCGGCUGCUCACCCCGAUCUGUAACUCAAUCGCCAUGUUUCUCAUCCUUCUUCUUCGCAUAUUCUCAUUUCUGCGAGACAUUUUAGCACGACACUGUGGGUUUUUUGGAGGGUCUUCAACUGCUUCGACGUCGAAGGGAACGCUCCACCCUAGCGCCCUUGCGGCCAUUGCUCCGAGUGGAGGUCGACUCAGAAGGACCACAGCUACUAGUACCCAUGCACGAGGAAAAGCUGGCUGGAGCUGCUCUAGAAGUAGCGCUACUGCGUCGAAGAACGCAGAAAAUGUUGACCUCCACACAACUACUUCGGUCCUGCCGGGCAAGACGAGGAUUAAAAAUCAACAUGCGAGCGCUAUUAACAAGGCGCGUUCAGCACAUAGGAACCGAAGCACUGCGGCAGGAGGGACAUGUUGGAUGAGGCCGCCUAGCAGCAAGAAGACUACAUUGACUUCAAGAAAAACUACAAGAACCCACUGGCUGCUAUCUUCAAGAGCGGCUUUCACGAAAACCCUUUUCUACCAGCUGCAGCUCCUUCCCCUCCUCACUUUCGCGUGGCACUACAUCCCGGGCUCGAACGAGUCCAAUAUUUUUUACACCUUUCAAGAAUUCUACACAGACGCGCAGUACGGGCCGGACUUCGGGUACUACAGCAAAGGCAGAAUCCUGCAGGGCGAGUUUUUCAACUCCUACACCACCUUCCCGAUGGGCCUGUCCCCCAUGUUCGGGAACCUGAUCGCCGACCGGCUCUACGCGACCUGGCUCGCGAUGGCCAAGCCACCAAAAUUCGACAUCUUCGAAUUCGGUGGGGGCACGGGCGUCCUGGCCCGCGACAUUCUGUUGCGGAUCGAGGAUCGCUACCCCAUGAUGGUACCCGCCACGAAGUACACCCUGGGGGAGCGCGCGGCGGGCCUCCGCCGGCAGCAGAAGAAGACCAUCAAGGCCGCCAACCUGACCCACUCGGACCAGAUGUUCCAGGUGCGGGAAGCGGACGCGCGGGAGGCCGCGCGGUUGAAGCAGCCGGGCGACAAGUUCGUGGGCGCGGUGAUCUCGAACGAGCUCCUGGACGAGUUUGACCCCGUGAAGCUGCGACUCAUUUGGGAAACCGGCAAGCCGCCCAACCCCUCCGAGGUCCGCAGCUGCCGGACCUGGCGCGAGGUCUACGUCAUGCACCGCGUGGACAAAUCCCUUCUUUUGAAUAGCAACUGGCAGCGGGAAGCGUCCGCGAUCGUGUGUGCCUACCUGGAUGACCCCUGGAUUGCGCGGCUGAUCGCCAAACAGUUCGCGAACGAGCGGCGGUGCUACCCCUACGCGGUGUGCUGCGUGCCCUUAUUGCUGGCGUUGAAUAAGCUGCUGCACUAUGACCACCUGUUUCUGGAACGGUUGGAGUACCGGAACGUGAACUUGCUGAUGGAAGAAUACGAAAAGGAGGUGGCAUAUGGAAGCGUCAGAAUCGAAAUCGUCAAAGUUGAAAUAGUUUGUCAUGCAUAAAAUGCAACCCACAAAGUGCCUGUCUUGCAGAGUAGGCAAGGGAGGCAGACCGUAAGCCUGUUGCGGGGUAGAAAUAGAGCUGCUAAAGUAGCAUGACAAAAGGCAUACUCCUUACCCAAACCGCAUUACAAACUGGAUUUCGGUUCUACCCAAAUUUGUCAUGCGCCACUUGAAAACUAGGCGCGAACUGGUAUCCGUUUUAUGCAUGGUAAACUAUUUCAACUUUGACGAUUCCGAUCCUGACACUCCCACAUGGCAGACCCGCGUGUCUUGGUCACGAAAGAGCAGUAUCGAAUGAUCCGCCGGGCCCAUUUGCACGAUUACCAGGUGGAGGAGGGACUGCUCACCUCUGACAAAAUUGCCACGGAUCAGGUCGAAUUAAUUUUUGACAUGAAGAAUUUGCUCACUCCUUUGCCGCGCAAGGGGCGGGGUCCGAAGACAAGUAUUAUGAUCUACGUCUUCUUGUUCACAACGCACCAUCGAGAGGACCACGUACAAGAUGCGCAAAAAUUCUAGGAUCGAGGCGCCGUGGUCGUGCAAGAUCUUCUGCAAAAAUGAAUGCUUUGAACAAUACGAAAUAUUACAUCAAAACAGGUAUCCAUGCUUCUGACGGAAGAGCGGUGCGCCGAACUGACAGCGUUUUUCGCGCGCCACGCGCAGCGGUUCACCCGGGCCGCGGAGCGCCGCGACGCAAUCGACGGUACCACUCCGCUGAACGACAUUUCGUCCUCUUCGUUCCUUAAGUGGGUGGUCCGUCCCGGCGAGGAGCAGUUUGCGCAGGAAGCCAGCAAACUGUUGGACCAGGGCAUCAUGAUCGCGAUUGACUACGGUGCGGAUUUUGAGGCCCUGGCUUGGCUGCAGAUAUCAAAUGUGAAAAUGUCUGGGUCUGGAAGAAUGCAAGAUUUGUGAUGCAGGUUUUCCAUGACCCAUGAGGUCUGGAAUGCGAGACCCAGCAUGACAGAUUCUUUGAGAUCUCUAUCAUGCCUCUCGUGCUUGGUCAAAAGCGGACAGCUUUUGGCACUCACGCAACACAGAUUUUUGCAUCAUUUAGGUUUAGCAUGACAAGUUCUAAUCUUCCAGACCCAGACAUUUUUGCAGUUGAUAGCAGAUCGUGAAGCCCAAUUACGAGGGGAUUCACAUCAUGGAUGCCCGGUACGGCUAUCAAAUGUAAAAAUGUCUGGGUCUGGAAGAGUGUAGACUUGUCAUGCAGAUUUUCCAUGACCCAUGAGGUCUGGAAUGCGGGACUUAGCAUGACAGACUCUGCGAGGCCUCUGCCAUGCCUAUUCUGCAUGAGAAACUCCGUUCCAACUUGGUCAAAAGUGGACAGCUUUUGGCACUCAUGCAACACAGAUUUUUGCAUGCUUCAGAUUUACCAUGACAAGUUGCAAUCUUCCAGACCCAGACAUUUUUGCAAUUCAUAACGGCAAUUUCUGCACCAACAAGGGUGAGCUGCAGUGUCCCGGCAUGCACGACAUCACAACAAACGUGGACUUCACCAAUAUAUGAAAGUGCACAAGAACUCCCCUUCAUCCGCAUCCCCCUAUAUUUGUAUCAAUGCAAAAUACCUAACUCACAGCAACAGCUUGCUCGUAAGGACUACUUGCAAGACAAUGAUAAAUUCUGGAGCCUCAUCAAACAGUGCAGUACUACAAUGCGCACGAAGAUUUGUUGUCAUCCGGAAGCCCCUUUCUGCUGUUGCUUGUGGUGAUGCUGUAGCUGAUGCGUUUUAAGCGCGCACCUAGGGGGAGGUGUGCACACGGAUACAAUUUCGCCGAGGCUGCGAAGGAAAAAAACUUCGAGCUCGUGUCCUACGCGCCCAUGAUCGAGCUGGAACGGUUAUCACACAGAAAAAACAAGCUAGUGUGUGUGUGUGGCAUAUUUGUAUUGCUACUGAUGCAAAAAGAUACAGCACUAAAACUUCUAUACGUAUACUAGUACAACACACAGGAUCAAAUCUGCGAUGUUUAUCUUGGGCCAGCCCAUAGCAACAGGCUGCUUGAAGUAUAAAUAUGCAAGACUCGUCCUGACAGAUGAUCUUUUCAACAUCGUACUACUCCUGCGUAGUUGCAAAAUCUCAACAUCCUAGUUUUUUUCUCCGGGAUGGCGUUCCUUUGGCUUCGGUGCGCACGAAGAGUCGCUCUUUCCGCAUGUGAUCGAGCAGGCCGGCGGAAUCAGAAGCGCCGGCGUCUGGGGCUGGUACUCCACCAAAAACACCGAACCCUGGGCCAGCUUCAAGCUGCUGAUCAUGCAGAAGCAAGGUAGUGCGGUGCCGGCAGCUGGGAGUUCUACACUUGGUGGUCCAGGAACGACGAGACCAGCAGACGCGGAGCCCAUGCUGAAAAUGAACCCGUUUCAUGGUACGUGUACGUCUCUAGUAGAUCUUUCGAGGCCGCUCUUCGUCAAGAACUACACAAGUCGUGUUGAUGGCUUGAGUGAUGAUGAUGGCACUUGUUCACGACGGCAUCUCUAACCGUGCGGCACAUGAUAACGCUCACGACGAAAGCGGCUGCUAGUGCUAGAGUGAGACGCAAGGAGAUGAACAUCAUCAGCACCGUAUCGAACAAAAAAGUGUUAACGUUACGGCUUCGGCGAUUUUUAGAAUAAAUUUUUUUAUUUUGCCGCUCAGUCGCUUUCUUUUCAUGUUAAAAUCAACACUUUUCAUGAUACUAGCUACCGCGGGGCGCUGUUGUAGCGUAAUCAGUUUGAGCUAGCUAGUGCACAAAGUAUUCCAUUCCGCACCCGAGUCCGGCGUAACCUCCGGAGGAAGACCAUGGGCGCCGCGUCUCUGACUGUUUUGGCAUGAUAUGGUGGUGAUUCUGGCGACCUUUCGCCUUCAAGUCUGUCGCGCAAGGUCUGCGUCAUGUGUCGGCAUAUGAGUCUACGCGACAAUCCCCCGAAAGGUCCGCGCAACUCCCCACCAUAUCGCCCGCUUAGAACUGUAUAGAUUCGCUGCGUUUCCAGUCAUUGCGUUGUAGCUUUUGAGCCAUCUCGCCAAGUUCUUCCCAUGAGGCAGAAAAGCUGUCAUUUCGAGGAUGAGGAAAAUUGGCAAAAUUCGGGCACCAAAUUGCCCAAAUUCUGCAGUCACCCAGAAAACCGCUAACACUUUUUAGACAGGGCGCUAUGAUCGACCCAGCCUGCCAAAAGCAGGCUUUUUUGUAUGAAAACGCCAAAAAAUGACCGUUAACACUUUUUAGACGGGGCGCUAUGGUCGAUUUAUCCUCCCCAGAGCCCGUGCUCCUUGGCCUGCAGGGUUCUGGACAAAGUAAGUCGAUCAUAGCAUGCUGUCUAAAAAGUGUUAACGGUUUUUCUGGGUGACUGCGAAAUUUGGCCUCAAAUUGAUGGCAAAUCAUGGAUUUUUUCAGCGGAAUUCCCUAUGACCCCAAAAAACCGCUAACACUUUUUAGACAGCGCGCUAUGGUCGAUUCUGCCUCCCCAAAGCAGGCCCAUCCCCAGUGUCGCUGGCGGCGACGGGGAUGGUGGCAGCUCGAGAUCAUCUCUCAACCACAUUGCUUGCAGUAGCUGCCGUCCACGAAGCGUCCCAAAACAGCUGAAAGGCAGGCUCCGCCGACGCCGAGCUGUUGUGGAGGCGCUGCGACCGGGUCCAGGAGCCGACGCGCAGGGGAAGGCUCCUCAUGGAGCGGCCCCGGUAGGCGAAGUUCCGCGUCGUCAGACCUUGUGCACUAGCUAACUCAAACAUAGUUAGCUACUUCAGAGGCCCGCAAUAGCUAAAAGAGUGAGCGGGCCCCUUUAUGUAUUCAGAUAACGCCGGCAGGGAACCAACAAAAAAUUUUUAAUGCAAAAAAUCCAAAACCGUAACGGAAAACAUCAUCAGCACCGCCGCAAAGUUUUGUCGUUCCAAAUUUAGGUAUGGCUCAGUUUCCGCUCCUCCGUGCCCGAGACGAGAUCGAUAACUGUAUGGAGGAGGUGAGUAUCAAUCGCAAGUAGAAAUAUGGCUGGGUCUUGAAGAUUGCGAGAAUUGACGUGCUAGUUGUCUGGCACGACCCUGAGCUCUGUAUUUUUGCGUCGCUACGAAGAGCUCGUCUCGUCUGUCAUGCAGAAACAGAGUUUCUGUUUCUCACACACGCGAAAUACACAUCAACACAGAGCCCGCGCGAAAGAAUCUGUCAGGUUUCGCUGUGCAUUGCAGGAGACUGGGCCCAUUAUUCAGUGACAUGCACCAUCAUCCCAACUUUCGCUUUCCAGACCCAGACAUAUUUGCAGUGGAUAACGAUGCUUCCCUCCCUGGCCGGCGCCAUCCUGCGGGAGUCGAAGCUGAAGCUGAAUUCGGUGGAACCCUGGGCGACGGCGAGUAUAUUGGCGCGUGUGAAUCCGGAUCUUGUCUACGACCAGGAACUGGUAACUAAUGUAAUUCUUGCAUAAAACUUUUAUGAAUAUGAAGUCUUUUUUGAAGCAUCUCAGACGAUGAUGUUCUUGACGAUCACGAUGAUGAUGAUAGUGAUACAUCGGGCACCAAGUUGUAGAAGUAUUCGCUUAUUCAUUGCCGUUUUAUGCUACAAGUACAACUAGUGGUAGUGUAUCAGGUUCAGCAUAAACAAAAAAUGCACCAGCUGCAAGGCAGUGAGUAUGUAACUCCUACUUUGCUCGAACUUGUUGCACAACAGGAGCGGCAGCGGGCCAUCAUGAACGAGUACCACCUGUCCAUCUUGCUGCUCGAUUAUGCAACCCAUUUGUCGCAAAACCAGUGCCCCAUUCAGUGGGACGAAGCUUCCAUUCGCGACAUUGCAGAGGCGCGGUUGCUGAAGCAAGUGUUCGGCGAGGAGGCCCUGGAGCGGGCACUGAAGUACUACGUACAGGUGAAUAACAUGACCGUCGUGAAACCGUCCUACGUCUCCCAAUUUACCCCGGUGGGCUGCAUGCUGCGGAAGGGCCUCCUCGGGUAUUGCGGGCAUAAUGAGGUACUGAACGAGGCCUAUGUGGAGGACUUCGACUUGGGGCACAUGCUGAUGUGAUGGAGCGUUGUAGUGGUAGUAGGAUUUCCGAUACUUUUUGUUCGCGGUUGAGCUGGGCAACAAGUACGUAGCGUGCAAAGACAAUGAACGGGGGAUGACGUUCUUACAGAGAACGAGCUUUCUUUUCUCUCUCUACAACUGUAUCUCUGUCGGAUAAGAAUGAAAAUCCUGUGUAGUACAAGCUUCUUGGCAUGCUGCUCUUUUGUACGAUGGAGGUGCGAUUGAAGCUGUAUUUCUAUCUUUUUCAACAUCGGAGUGGCGCUUUGCUAUUGCUUGUACUUUUCCAGGAGCUCUAAGCAAUAGAUAGUUGCGUUCUUUGUUCUUUGAGGAUUGUCUCGACUCUUGUAUUCAAUGAAUACUAUACGUCUUCACCUUCAGAUGAGUAUGCGGAUUAUAAAUAUGUGCCCCGAUUUCAUCCGCCAGCACGAGCCCACUUUUUCCCGCAUUUUUUUAUACCAUAAAGAUACAAACGAACUAUCAGAUGAGGCAAGUCGAAAGAUGAAACGCUUUCCAUGUACAUUAACUUGGUGAAUGCGCCGAACGAGCAGUAUUGUAAAAAAAUUCAAAGUACUUAUUGUUUGUGCGUGUAAUGAUGUUUCUCGACUCUGCUGUGGCUUUUAUUUAGCGUGAUGUCGUCCAUUUGGACACCAAACAAGUUCUUAAUCGUGGGGAGAAGAGCAUGAAAUGAAAAGGGGAUUUGGAAAAAUCGCGGUCUAAUCUUGCUUGAAAUGUAACCCGUAGUAACGACCACGCAAAAGUGGUCCAUUAUCCUCUCGAGAUGAACAGUUCGCCAGC
Messenger RNA from Amoebophrya sp. A120, 8411 nucleotides. NCBI's taxonomy places the organism in Eukaryota, Dinophyceae, Syndiniales, Amoebophryaceae. The record is from the annotation of a GenBank genome assembly.